AUGAGUACUGGAGCGGGAAAGGCAGUGUGCGUAACAGGAGCUUCUGGAUACACUGCUUCAUGGUUGGUGAAGCUUUUACUUGACUGUGGUUACAAUGUUAAAGCCACAAUUCGCAGCCUCAGAGAAGAAAUAUCGAUUAGCGAGGGAACUUCAACGGUUCCACAGGAUGGUGACGCCAGCCAGCUCAUGGUCGCGGCGCAUCUUUCUGUACAAUUUCGCCGCCAUCGGAAUCGCCGUAGAAAUCGGCGUUUUUGUCCUCGGCGCCGCCUGGGGAAUAUAUUUUACUUGGAGCAGUUUUAA
Molecule: messenger RNA, 300 nt
Organism: Fraxinus pennsylvanica
Lineage: Eukaryota; Viridiplantae; Streptophyta; Magnoliopsida; Lamiales; Oleaceae
Source: the annotation of a GenBank genome assembly